AUGGAAGAACAGACAGAAGGAUGGAAGGACAGUGCUACCCUUCUGAUGGAGACGGAAACACGUCCAACCACAACUUGUAUAAAGGGUAUAAAAACGGAUCUAGGCGUUUUAUUCCAGCUUUUUAUAUGUAUCUUCUUUCUGAUUCUUUUUAAUGGAAGUUUAGCAUCACAAAGACAAAAAAGAGGGGCGAGAGAGCCUUGUGCUGAUUCACUAAAAACUGUUACAGUCGUCAAAUCGUGUCCAAAAGAUAAGGAUACUUGGGAAAAAAGAGCCAAGCAAAAGAACUGUGGGGAUGUUCCUCGGAACUGUUCUGCUACAGACUUUGUUUACCACUGUAUUUUGGACGAGUUUGGCAAAAGUUUAUUAGAGCUGUGUGCUGGAACUACUGAAAUUAUUGCCAGAUUCUGCUCUGAGUUUUCUACUGGUGGGAUGUUUGUACAAGAACAUGCUGAAAAGCCGUGCAAAAGAUGUCCAUUUGCCUACAAUUCCAGUAUGAGCUACUUGUAUAACGAAUGUUACGAAUUACCCGAAUCAACUGUUACAACCACUUAUAUCGAUAGUACAACAAAAAGACAACAACAAACGACACGUGAACGAUAUUCGAAUUCGACAUCAAUGCCUGAGUAUGACGAGGCACAAGUUGAAUUCAAUUUAAGCAGUAGCAUCGUAUACACUUCACUGGGCAUAUUUGUGCCGAUUUUUUCGAUCUUUAUAAUGUCGUCAGUCCUUUGGAUUUGUACAAAAGGAGCAAAGAAGAAAAUGAAGUUAGAGCAGUCUAAAAUGAAGUUAGAGCAGUCUAAAUUAAAGGAUAUUGAAGGAAUAGACUGGCCACCGUCACCCAAACAAGCCAACAUGCGCGGGACCUGUCCCGGCAAGCACGGGGGAGACCCCAUCGUGGACCAACGGGACACAGACAACAAUUCAGAAAACCUACAAAAACAAUCAACAUAUAUUAAGGACACUACCGAUUUUAUCAACAAAAUAGAAACCUUCAAACUUCCAGACGACGUGCUGCUGAUAACAUAUGAUGUAACUAGUAUGUACACUAACAUGGAAUUUGACGAGCUCCUCUCCGCCGUCAAUGAAGCAUAUCAAAGCGCUAACAAACCACAAAGAGAGAUCCCUUAUCCAAAUGCUGAAGAUCUAAUCUUCCUUCUAAAGUGUGUCUUAGAAAACAAUUACUUUGAAUUCAAUGGAAAAUAA
This is a messenger RNA of Saccostrea echinata, 1203 nucleotides long. RefSeq lists its product as uncharacterized. The record is from RefSeq and is a predicted model, not a curated record. The transcript is spliced from 9 exons. NCBI's taxonomy places the organism in Eukaryota, Metazoa, Mollusca, Bivalvia, Ostreida, Ostreidae. The coding region runs from base 1 to 1203 and encodes 400 amino acids.